AUGGACAAACAUCAUGCUCGUUACUUAUGCAAUACCUUACACAAGACAGUACGAAAAAGAGAUUCAAAUGCUGACGACGAGGAUGACGAUGAUUUGAGGCUUAUGGUGGAACAAAAUCUAAAAUUCAUUUCAACAAAACCCGGAAUCAGAGCGAGGAAGGGUUUAGCAAGCGCUCCAGUGAGUCGAGCAGCCACCGCCACCAUCCAGCAGCUGGCCGAGCUGGUUGGCUCUAGUAUUGCCAAGCAGUAA
This is a messenger RNA of Dovyalis caffra, 249 nucleotides long. The record is from the annotation of a GenBank genome assembly. NCBI's taxonomy places the organism in Eukaryota, Viridiplantae, Streptophyta, Magnoliopsida, Malpighiales, Salicaceae.